GUUCUUAUUAGCACGUCGGGGGCUGCUCGGUUGUUAGAGCGGCGGCACGCCAAGUUUCAAAUUUAGUUCUUGAGGUAGUUUUCAGAAUCAGUACAUCUUGAAAGAAGAUGUCUAUGCCAGUAGAAAAACUUUGACAAACAGCGUAAAAAAAAUUCACAGAAGGCAAUCGCAAUAAACAGUUGACAAAAAAAUUAUAUCAUCUCAGCAGCUUGGCCUCCAAUCGUUGAUUCAUUGUUGCAAAUUUGACAGAAAUACACCCAGAUAGAAACCAACUUCAAACUCGAGAAUAAACCGUAGUUUUUUACUUGUAUGUAAACCAUCUUCAAUAUGGUAGUGUCAGGUUUGAAAUGGUCAAAGUUGAAAUAAUUUGUAAUGCAUAAAAUGCAUGGCCCGAAGUACGUGCGUUGCAGAGCGGGAAAGUGAGGCCGAUUGUAAGCCUGUUUGGGGUUACAGCUCGAGCUGCUAAAGUAGCUUGAGAAAACCACCCUUCUUUGCCUAAACAGCAUGACAGACUGGAUUUAGGGACCGCCGAAAUUUGUCAUGCGCCAAUUGGAAACUGGGUUCCAACUGGCAUCCAUUUUAUGCAUGACAAAUCAUUUCAACUUUGUCGAUUUCGAUUCUGACAGUUCCAUAUUCAAUGUAACCUGUACAAAUUCAUCCCGUUCGUAUUAUCUAUGAAACUUCUUGUACAAGAAAAACUCCCAUGUAGAAUAUUUCCGCUCACUCUAAUUUAAUAGCUACUAGUUAUCUUACACCCAACAACUCUAUAUCUAGCUUGAACCAAGAAUCUUUAUUCUGCCGCUGUAUUUACGAAACCAACGAAACCAAGAUACGCCACAGGAUGGUAAAAAUGCGGAGGAGAUGUCCUUGGAUGGGUUUGAGCAAUGCAUUUGUACCAAUAUUAAGAGG
Amoebophrya sp. A120 is the source of this 909-nucleotide messenger RNA. The record is from the annotation of a GenBank genome assembly. Lineage: Eukaryota; Dinophyceae; Syndiniales; Amoebophryaceae.